This is a messenger RNA of Astrephomene gubernaculifera, 3807 nucleotides long. The record is from the annotation of a GenBank genome assembly. NCBI's taxonomy places the organism in Eukaryota, Viridiplantae, Chlorophyta, Chlorophyceae, Chlamydomonadales, Astrephomenaceae.
AUUACUAUACCUGAUCAGUACUCACAACUUUGACAUAACCUUAGAGAUCGCGAAGCUGAAUAAUCGUCGCCUUCCAACGGUCCUUUCACCUAGUACCUUGGGCUUGCGAAGACCGGGUUCUAGUUUUAAUUUUAGUUGGAUGACGGCCGCCCAUAUCGCGACAGUCAAGAUAUAAAAUAGAUAACACUUAAGCUCAAUAGACUACCUGCAUCGUUUCCAACUUGCAAGUGAACUCGCUCUUAACUAUUCCGUCAGAUGGCGUCAUACGGCUGUCUCUGUUUUUUGCGGAAAGGCCGCAAGGGACGCGAGGCCAAAGGAGGCAGCGCUAAAGGGACAACAGUCGAUAGCAGCCAUGGAACUGUGCAAACCACCGAACCUGCAUCGCUGAAGUCCGUUCCAUCCACCACUUCCAUCGGCAACUUUUGCCGGUUCGCGCCGGAACAAAAUGUUCCAUCACCACAACCACAUACCUCACCUCCCACCGCGCUUUCAGCUGCCAGCAAAGCUUCUUCACCUUCAACUGAGGCACCGCGCACACCACCCCCACUUCCAGCACGCGCCUCCGAGAUCGCGCACCUUCGGCCUGCGGACAGCGGCCUCGGCGGCGGUAACGACGACGAUGCUCACUUCAUGGAUGCCUGCGCGCUCUCCGCCACCUCCUACUCCUCCUCUUACUACAGUGCCUGCGGUUGGUCCCACUACGGCGAUGGUGAUGCCGAAGGCUCAAGCCGCCGGAUCAGCUCAGUCGGCUCAUUCGGCCGUGCGCUCCUCACCCAAGCCAGCUCCGGUGCCCCGGCGGCGCCGGCCGCUGCCGCCGCUGACCCACAUGCCGACGGCCACCCUCCCCACCACCACCAACCUUCCAUUUUCCACCCGCACCGCCCCUCUCGUGGCUCCGGACACCUGCCAGUGCUUCGAGAGGCCGCCUUGCCUGCGGAGGCGGCGGCACAAGCGGCUUUGCACACCGCCGUCGCCGUGGAGGGUUUCGCAGCCUCCCUGGAGCAACCACCCUCCUCGCUGGGCCCCGCCUCAUCCUCCGCCGUCGCCAUUAUGGCCCAGGCAAGCCGCAUGUCGGACGCGCUCCCCUCGCCUGCCUUCUGCGCCUCCGCCGCACCGGCCGCUGACUCCGAUAGCCUCGCCUCCGCCGCAGCCGCCGUCGCCUCCGAACCCGUCCCUCUGGUGCCGCCUCCAUCGCCGCUUGUACCCUCCGCCCCCGCCUCGCCCUCCGCUGCGCUCCUCCCUAGCGCGUCCUUUCAGUUGCCGCCGCCCCUCCUCCCCCUGCCUUUCAUUCCCGACGCUUACACCGGACCCGUCUGGACACAGGAUGCCGGCCGCAGCUCAGGUGACGGAGGCAGCUACCCCGUCAGUGGCGGCAGCGGCAGCAUCGUCGUACAACACCCGCAUCCGCCGCAGCCGGAGGAGGACGACCCACAUCGGGAGGCGCUGCUGGAUCGAGUGGCGGAGCUGUACGGCAAGCUGGGUCGGCCAUGCCUAGCCUUCCAGGCGCUGCUGCGGUUCUGCAAGGCGCGCGGCGUGCAGCCGGAGUCGCUGGCGGCGGGUCUGGCGGCGCGGCGAGUGCCGAAUGCGGCGCUGCUGCCUAAGGUCCUCCGCAACGUGUGCGACAGCCUGGCCGACCUGCGCACCGAGGAUCACUGGCAGCUGAUGCGCAACGACGACCUGCGCAUGCUGUACAAGCACCUGGCGGACAAGGACGUGCAUGCGUUCCGAGCGGUGUGUACCCUGGAUGCGCCCAUGGAGAAACUGGUGGCGCUGGCUCGCGAGCUGGACCUGUUCCCCACUUGGAACAAGUACUGCACCAGCGCAAAGGUGCUGCGGGAAAGCACGCCAGCCGACAUGCGGGUGUACGUGUCCCUGUGGAUGCCCUGGCCCUUCAGCGACGUGGGCUUCUGUGUUGAUGUCAACGGACUCGACCUGUUUGACGACGAAGGGUGCAUCGUGGCGGCGAUUUGCAGCCCGGAUCGCAAGGACCGCACCACGCCUCUGCCGCCGGGUUCCGAGAAGCACACCAAGAUCCGGCUGCUGCGCCCCAGCUGCCUUACCUUCACGCCGCUGCCGCCCAAGACCCCAGGCGGCACUCUGCGCACGCACUGCCACGUGCAGGCCUACGUGGACACGGGCGGCAAGCAUGUGCCGGCGGUUGUGAUCUCAUUCGUGCUCAAGGUGUUCAGCCCCUUCAUCUACGGAACCGUGAAGAAGGUGCUGGCCUCCGCCUUCGGCGACCCCAGGGGUCCGCUGCCGUCACGCAUGCGCGAGCAGCCGCACCUGUACGACAUGGUUCGGCGCCGUUCCGAAGCCUACCUGGCGGCACGCAAGGCGGCUGGGGCGGCUGGGGCGGGGAUGCCGCAGCCGCCGCUGUAUGCGCCGCUGGUGGCAGCUCCCGCCGGAUACUGAGUAGUGGGGUUUGUUUGCUGGACAGGUUGUGUUAGGCAGUGUUUCCCAUGCCACCUGCAUGCCGUGCAUCGGUUUCUUUGCGUGCAGGUGUUGAUAACGGUUGAAACGUGGUUUGGGGCGGGAGGGCGUAACACAAAAGGGAUGUGUACUUUUCAGCCCUCUUGCGAUGGUGGGAGAAAGGCACCGCUCUUCGCUGGGUUGGUUGCUUGUUACGUAAUUACUUGUGGGUAUGAAUGACGGGAGGGCGGUAGCCACCAGAGUUGGAGGUUUCGGAGAAAAUGAAAAGGGGCAGCUUGUACCGUAUGAGAAGCGAGAAACAUUACAGGUGGAGAAGAGGUGCCGACAAAGGGCGAGAUCGACAACAACAUGAGGAGAAGAGGGGGGUUCGAAGGGACUCUGGUGAUGCACGUCUUUGCGAGAGGUGCCUCAACAAGAUGGGCAGCGGUAUUGAGGCCCCAAGAAUGGAAUGAGCGACACAGUGGUCCCCCCCCCAAUAAAAAUUGGGCGCCAUUUAGGCGGCGAUGUCACCCGGGAGUGGACGACAAUAGUUGGACGACAAGCGCAUGCGGCUCUUCCUACAUGGGCGCGGAAGUGUGUUUGGGUUCUUCUAACAGGCCCAACGGGUCUGUGAUCAUGCAAGGGCAGUGUGCAUGGGGUAAGGGCUGCGUUGCAUGGGCAGCUGGUUUGCGGAACCUUUCUGCCCGCCAGCCCCUCUUUUUCAACAUGACCUUGUCGCACACUGGUCGACGUUGGACCUUUCACGUCAGUGUUUGUGCACACGUCGUGUACAUGAGGGGGUUGUGUGUUUUUCUUGUUGCAAGGCUUUGGACGCGUGGCCCCCUUAUUCUGGUUCGUUGGAUCGGUUUCCUACGUGGCCUAAACACCAAGCGUUGCAAUGUUGUCAUGUGAACGUACGGUAUGCACUUUGUUGUUUUGGGUGUGAGGUUGUGGUCUUGCUAUCGCGGAAUGGAUGCAGAGCCUUCGCUGUUGCUGUGGCCAGGUAGUACUACUGCUGUCAGAAACGCUAACCAAAGCACGCAGGAGAGAAAAGCGGUAGCCCUUGACGCUGGAGGGCAAAGGGAGAUGAGUUUGCCGCCGCGCGGCGGUAGAAGAGCUGCGAAGGAGAGAUGUUAUUGUUGCUGGUCCGGUCCUGUCCAACUGCAUAAUUUUCAGCUCGCAUAUGAACACAAGAAAAUGCCAACGCACAUGGGCCUUGGCCGUACCGGUACGGUAAAGCAGUUUGAUUUACCGUACGUUGUGCCCGUCGCCGUUGGUCGUUACUGCUUAUUGUCUUUGAUGGUCGGGAGCGGGUACCUUGCAUGUAGCGCUUAUAUGAAGAGGUUUUAUGAUUACGUGAGACGGUUGAGAGAGGAAAUCAUGUUUGCCGGAAGCUGG